GUCCCUAUCGACACUUUGCCCGUAGGCAGCGGGCCUGGGCUCUAGGCGCCCAGAGACUCCACGGGGCCUCCAGGGUCUGGCUUGAGGACCUUGGCCAAAUCCACUCUGGUUCGCAUUUCCAAAAGGGACUCUUGGGCCUGGGCAUUCUGGCCUCCAGGAAGUUUGUCCCUAGAGUGGGGUGGUAGCGAAGCACAAACUGACCCGGAAGUAGGAGCGGCGGGGUCACACCUAACCUCCGGCGCGUCCUUCACGUAAUGCACCCGUCCUCCCUCCCUUUGGAAAAUUUUAAAUAUCCGUAUCUACUUAACCGUCGUGGUCCCAAUAUUUUUAAAGUAGUGAUAUUACUUCGUAGAACGGUCUGCCGGGUGAUCCUGUUCAAUACGACAGCUUUAAAGAACACCUGUUGUUUUUGUUACUUCCAUUCUCCCACUCAGGGACCCAGUGAAGUAGGUAGGGAAGGUUGCAGAGAAUACAUUUGAGAUGAAGUGACCCAAAAUCAGGAGUGUCAUUCAUAACGCCCAGUGCUCCUGGAGUGCUUUUCAAAAAUGGAAGUUUAAAACCAUCCAAGUUGUGUGUGCUGUAGUAAUAUUGAGCCUUAAAUCCCUGCCGCUCUCCUACUUUUUCUGUUGAGGAAUUCCGAAUUUGAGGAUUAUGCUAAAGAAAGAUAUGGAGUAUCUUCAAUGAUACAAUCACAAGAAAAACCAGAUCGAGUUUUGGUUCGGGUCAGAGACUUGACAGUACAAAAAGUUGAUGAAGUUGUUUGGGUGCGUGCAAGGGUUCAUACAAGCAGAGCUAAAGGAAAGCAGUGUUUCUUAGUCUUACGCCAGCAGCAGUUUAAUGUCCAGGCUCUUGUGGCUGUGGGAGACCAUGCAAGCAAGCAGAUGGUUAAAUUUGCUGCCAACAUCAACAAAGAGAGCAUCGUGGAUGUAGAAGGUGUUGUAAGAAAAGUGAAUCAGAAAAUUGGAAGCUGUACACAGCAGGAUGUUGAGUUACAUGUUCAAAAGAUUUAUGUGAUCAGUUUGGCUGAACCCCGUCUGCCCCUGCAGCUGGAUGAUGCCAUUCGGCCUGAGGUAGAAGGAGAAGAGGAAGGAAGAGCUACUGUUAACCAGGAUACAAGAUUAGACAACAGAGUCAUUGAUCUUAGGACAUCAACUAGUCAAGCAGUCUUCCGUCUCCAGUCUGGUAUCUGCCAUCUCUUCCGAGAAACUUUAAUUAACAAAGAUUUUGUGGAGAUCCAAACUCCCAAAAUUAUUUCAGCUGCCAGUGAAGGAGGAGCCAAUGUAUUUACAGUGUCGUAUUUUAAAAAUAAUGCAUACCUGGCUCAGUCUCCACAGCUGUAUAAGCAGAUGUGUAUUUGUGCUGAUUUUGAGAAGGUUUUCUGUAUUGGACCAGUAUUCAGAGCUGAAGACUCCAACACUCACAGACAUCUAACUGAAUUUGUUGGUUUGGACAUUGAAAUGGCUUUUAAUUACCAUUACCAUGAAGUAGUGGAAGAAAUUGCUGACACCUUGGUACAAAUAUUCAAAGGACUUCAAGAAAGGUUUCAGACUGAAAUUCAGAUGGUGAAUAAGCAAUUCCCAUGUGAGCCAUUCAAAUUUUUGGAACCAACUUUAAGACUAGAGUAUUGUGAAGCUUUGGCCAUGCUUAGGGAAGCUGGAGUUGAAAUGGGAGAUGAAGAAGAUCUGAGUACACCAAAUGAAAAACUGCUUGGUCGUUUGGUAAAGGAAAAGUAUGAUACAGAUUUUUAUAUUCUUGAUAAAUAUCCAUUGGCUGUAAGACCUUUCUAUACUAUGCCUGACCCAAGAAAUCCUAAACAGUCCAACUCUUAUGAUAUGUUUAUGAGAGGGGAAGAAAUACUGUCAGGAGCUCAAAGAAUACAUGAUCCUCAGCUGCUGACAGAGAGAGCCUUACAUCAUGGAAUUGAUUUGGAGAAAAUCAAGGCUUAUAUUGAUUCUUUCCGCUUUGGAGCCCCUCCUCAUGCCGGUGGAGGCAUUGGGUUGGAACGAGUGACUAUGCUGUUUUUGGGAUUACACAAUGUUCGUCAGACCUCAAUGUUCCCCCGUGAUCCCAAACGACUCACUCCUUAAAGAAAACUGUGCAUUUUCUUCCCAGUAACCUGCUGUUGACCAGGCUGUUGCUUAGGUACUUGAAAAUAUGCAAUAGAAUAAAGUCUUAUAUAGAGUGCCACAGUUAUUUUUUGGACUAAUUCAGUGUAGGAUGAUUUGAAACAGAAGAUUUUUUUAUAACUUUGGACAGACCAGUAGGAAAUGCUUGAACAUUUUAAUGAGAAAUUCAUUGAUUAUGAUAAAAAUUCAUACUCUAUUACAACAAAAAAUGUUAAUAACAGUUUUAAACAGUUAAGAUUGUGGAUUUUUUUCGUUUCCAUAUUAACAUGAACAUAGAAUUGAUGUCUUAAAUUUUCAAUAUUUGAUCUUAUUUUUAAAAAUUAUAUUAGAAUAAUAAUUGGGGAAGUAUCUGAGAUUUUAAUGAGUGUAUAAUUGGCAUAUCAUAGAAUGUUAGGCAGAAAGCAUCAGUUCUUGAAAAUUAUAACAAGAACUCAGGUACAGUAGGAGAACAUACUGGUUAGAAAAUAUGAAGUAGUCAAUAAAUAUUGUCUUAAAUUGUUAAAUUCUAAACUUGAAUUUCAAUAAAUUUUAAAUCUAAUUAUA
Molecule: messenger RNA, 2669 nt
Organism: Choloepus didactylus (southern two-toed sloth)
Lineage: Eukaryota; Metazoa; Chordata; Mammalia; Pilosa; Megalonychidae
Gene: DARS1
Product: aspartyl-tRNA synthetase 1
Exons: 16
Coding region: 681-2087 (468 amino acids)
Biological process (GO): aspartyl-tRNA aminoacylation
Cellular component (GO): aminoacyl-tRNA synthetase multienzyme complex; cytosol; cytoplasm
Molecular function (GO): RNA binding; ATP binding; aspartate-tRNA ligase activity
Source: RefSeq, a predicted model, not a curated record